AUGGAAGCAGAACCAUGGCAUCCAGUACGGAUAUUCCACUUUUACUACGAAGUUUGUCUAUUCGGGUCAUCUCUGGCUCUGAACAGUACAGUAUUGUACAUGGUAAUGAUGAAGACACCCCCUCACUUCAAAGGAUACGCUCGAAUGAUAGCUUUUAACAGUAUCAUUGAUAUAAUGUUCUCGGUUACAGAUUUGGUUACUAUGGAGGUAAGGAUACGACAAUAUUAUUGUUGUAGGAUAAGAGUUAAAAUAUCAUGCUUCUAGGCUUAAGGCUGUAAAUGAGACAUAAAUAAUCAUUUUAAAUUUUAAACACGUAAAAAUUUUAAAAUUUUAAGUUUGAAGACUACUUAAUGGUAAAUUCUGUAUAUGAAACUGUAAAACCAACAUUUCAGGUAGUAGACCUCCACGGCGCCGUCCUGUACCUAAUAUCAGACAACCCAAACUACCCCAAAGAUCCGAACCUAGCUGUAGCGACGGCCGCUUUCUGGAUAUUCAACCUCUACUUGACGAUUAUUGUGAUACCUUUGCAGUUCAUGUACCGAUAUGGUUUGGUAUGUCGAGAUCAACCCUUCAAACCCUACCAAAUAGUCGCCGCUUAUGCUAUGGGUUGUGUAUAUCUUGCUAUACAUUGUUUUAUAUUUCCAUUCACUUUCGACAAACGAUCACCCAAAUACGACCAGAUUCUGGCUGAAAAUGAGAUAUAUAGGACACAUACGCCCGGGAGCUAUAUUGCUGGGGAUGCGGUAGGUACUUUCGUCUACUCCAGAAAAGAUCUUUUGACUAGCUCUGGUUAUAACAUAAAUUUAAAAAUAUUGUAGUAGACAUCAUAAUAUAAACCCCUUUUUAGACAAAAAUAACCAUGGCUCUCCACUUUUUCAACUGCGACUUAAUGAUUCUUAUAUCCUACGCCUUCACCAUCUCAUUUGGUGUGGCGAUUUGGAAGAAGCUGAACAAAACCAUUGGCAACCUCAACAAAGAAGCUGCCAAUGCUCAACGCUACAUCACUAUGAUCAUGAUAAUGCAGGCGACAUACCCACUCAUCGCGCUGGUCAUUCCGACCGGUAUGAUCGCUGUUUACCCGUUGAUCUCGAAGCCGGGUGAAUCUAGUCAGUUCGGAUUAGUUGGGGUUUGUAUGAUGAAUCUGAUACCCGUCCUCAACCCUCUGGCCGUCAUUAUCAACGUGCCCAUGUACAAGAACGCGUUGAUAUCAAUGGUUUGUGGGAAACAUUCCAAAUUGUUAAGAGACUCCAAGAUCGGGCGAACUUCGCAAAUCAUCUCGACCGUGGCAUAG
Molecule: messenger RNA, 1291 nt
Organism: Bursaphelenchus okinawaensis
Lineage: Eukaryota; Metazoa; Nematoda; Chromadorea; Rhabditida; Aphelenchoididae
Source: the annotation of a GenBank genome assembly